AUGGCAAUAAUAGAGCAACAAAAGGCUGAUGAACAAAUGAUGCAUUUGGCCGAAGAACACAAGAAAGAAAAGGAGAAACUUCACAUGAAAAUUCAUGACCUGGAGAGAGAACUUGAUGCAAAACAUGGAUUGGAAUUGGAAAUUGAACAGCUGAGAGGAGCUCUCCAAGUAAUGAACCACACUGGAGAGACUGAUCUGGAAGAGAAGGAAAAACUGGAGGCAAUCAAAAUGCAUCUGCAAGAAAAGGAAGAGGAAUUGGAAAUCGUGGAAGAUCUUAAACAAAUGCUGGUUAUUUGGGUGCGCAAAAUUAAUGACGAGUUGCAAGAUGCCCGCAAAAAGUUAAUAAGUUGGAUUUGCUGCUGCCCAGAGGCUCGAGCCACAAUUUCAGUGAAAAGGAUAGGCGAACUUCCUGUUAAGCCGUUUUUGGAAGCAGCUAAGAGAAAGUUUUCUGAUGAUGUGCAUGUGAAAGCAAUGGAGUGGUGCUCACAGUGGAAUGAACAUAUUAGGGAUCGCAACUUGCUUCCUUUCAAAAUUGAAAUUUUAGACGAAGAAGAUGAAAAGAUGAGAAGUUUGAAGGAUGAGUUUGGAGAUGAGGUGCAUGAUGCAGUAGCUACAGCUCUAAAGGAGACAAAUGAGUACAAUCCUAGUGGUAGGUACUCAAUACCGGAACUCGGGAAUCAUAAAGAAGGAAGGAAGGCUUCAUUGAAGGAGGGUGUUUCCGAUUUAAUAAAGCAAUGGAAGCGAUCAAGAUCAAAUCAGCGAAGGAGAAUUUGA
Messenger RNA from Trifolium pratense (red clover), 774 nucleotides. RefSeq names its product factor of DNA methylation 4-like. The transcript is spliced from 4 exons. NCBI's taxonomy places the organism in Eukaryota, Viridiplantae, Streptophyta, Magnoliopsida, Fabales, Fabaceae. Gene Ontology annotation, biological process: gene silencing by siRNA-directed DNA methylation. The coding region runs from base 1 to 774 and encodes 257 amino acids. The record is from RefSeq and is a predicted model, not a curated record.